AUGCAGAGGUCCCCCCUGGAGAAGGCGAACAUCUUCUCCAAACUUUUCUUCAGAUGGACAAAACCAAUUUUGAAAAAGGGUUACAGACGACGGUUGGAGCUGUCAGAUAUUUAUCAAAUCCCUUCUGCGGACUCUGCUGAUAAUCUUUCUGAAAAACUAGAAAGAGAGUGGGACAGAGAGCUGGCAACUUCAAAGAAAAAACCCAAGCUCAUUAAUGCUCUUCGACGAUGCUUUUUCUGGAAAUUUAUGUUCUAUGGAAUAAUGUUAUAUUUAGGGGAAGUCACCAAAUCUGUGCAACCCCUUCUGCUGGGAAGAAUAAUAGCUUCCUAUGAUCCGGACAACUCUGACGAAAGAUCCAUAGCCUACUACCUGGCCAUUGGCUUGUGCCUUCUCUUCCUUGUGAGAACGCUACUCAUACACCCUGCUAUAUUUGGUCUUCAUCAUAUAGGAAUGCAAAUGAGGAUAGCUAUGUUUAGCUUGAUUUAUAAGAAGAUCUUAAAACUGUCAAGCAGAGUUCUAGAUAAAAUAAGUACUGGACAAUUGGUCAGUCUUCUUUCCAACAAUCUGAACAAAUUUGAUGAGGGUCUUGCUCUGGCUCAUUUUGUAUGGAUUGCACCUUUACAAGUGGCACUGCUGAUGGGACUGCUCUGGGAUAUGUUAGAAGCUUCUGCAUUUUCUGGACUUGCUUUUCUAAUAGUCCUGGCCUUUUUCCAAGCCUGGCUGGGACAAAUGAUGAUGAAAUACAGGAAUAAGAGGGCAGGAAAGAUCAAUGAGAGACUUGUCAUCACCUCAGAAAUAAUUGAAAAUAUACAGUCAGUUAAAGCCUAUUGCUGGGAAGAUGCAAUGGAAAAAAUGAUUGAAAGCAUCCGUGAAACUGAAUUGAAGCUAACCCGAAAAGCUGCUUAUGUGAGAUAUUUCAACAGCUCAGCCUUCUUCUUUUCAGGCUUUUUUGUGGUGUUUUUAGCUGUGCUUCCAUAUGCUGUGAUUAAAGGAAUUAUUCUCCGAAAAAUAUUUACCACCAUUUCCUUCUGCAUUGUUCUUCGAAUGACAGUGACCAGGCAGUUUCCCGGGUCCGUACAGACCUGGUAUGACUCUAUUGGAGCAAUAAACAAAAUACAGGAUUUCUUGCUGAAAAAAGAAUAUAAAGCCCUGGAGUAUAAUCUAACAACCACUGGGGUUGAGCUGGACAAAGUAACAGCUUUUUGGGAUGAGGGAAUUGGACAGCUGUUUGUAAAAGCAAACCAGGAAAACAACAACAGCAAAGCUCCUAGCACUGACAACAAUCUCUUCUUCAGUAAUUUUCCCCUUCAUGCUUCUCCUGUCCUUCAGGAUAUAAAUUUCAAGAUUGAGAAGGGACAGUUAUUAGCUGUUUCUGGAUCUACUGGAGCAGGCAAGACUUCUCUUCUGAUGUUGAUAAUGGGAGAAUUGGAGCCUUCACAGGGUAAAAUUAAACACAGUGGAAGGAUAUCCUUUUCACCUCAAGUCUCCUGGAUCAUGCCUGGAACAAUAAAAGAAAACAUAAUUUUUGGUGUAUCCUAUGAUGAAUACCGAUACAAGAGUGUCAUCAAAGCCUGCCAACUAGAAGAGGACAUUUCCAAGUUCCCAGACAAAGAUUAUACAGUGCUGGGUGAAGGUGGAAUCAUUUUGAGCGGAGGCCAGCGAGCACGAAUCUCAUUAGCAAGAGCAGUGUACAAAGAUGCUGAUUUGUAUCUCCUGGAUUCUCCUUUUGGACAUUUAGACAUUUUUACAGAAAAAGAGAUAUUUGAAAGCUGUGUGUGCAAGUUGAUGGCGAAUAAAACUAGAAUCUUGGUUACUUCAAAACUGGAACAUUUAAAGAUUGCUGACAAAAUAUUAAUUUUACAUGAGGGGAGCUGCUAUUUCUAUGGAACAUUUUCUGAACUUCAGGGUCAACGGCCAGACUUCAGCUCGGAACUGAUCGGAUUUGAUUCUUUUGAUCAGUUCAGUGCAGAGAGGAGAAAUUCAAUUCUAACCGAGACUCUACGACGAUUUUCCAUUGAAGGAGAAGGCAUGGGAUCACGAAAUGAAAUAAAGAAGCAAUCUUUUAAACAAACAUCAGAUUUUAAUGACAAAAGGAAAAACUCCAUAAUUAUUAACCCCCUUAAUGCAAGUAGGAAGUUCUCAGUAGUGCAGAGGAACGGGAUGCAGGUCAAUGGGAUAGAAGAUGGCCACAAUGACCCGCCAGAAAGGAGGCUCUCGCUGGUACCUGACUUAGAACAGGGAGAUGUAGGUCUGCCUCGGAGUAACAUGCUAAACACUGACCAUGUGCUGCAAGGUCGGAGGAGGCAAUCUGUGUUAAACCUGAUGACAGGCACCUCUGUGAACUAUGGACCAAACUUUGCCAAAAAGGGAAGUACAACAUUUCGGAAAAUGUCUAUGGUGCCUCAGACAAACCUGUCUUCUGAGAUAGAUAUCUACACCAGGCGGUUGUCUCGAGACAGUGUCUUGGACAUAACUGAUGAAAUCAAUGAAGAGGAUUUGAAGGAAUGCUUUACUGAUGAUGCUGAAAGCAUGGGUACUGUUACCACAUGGAAUACCUAUUUCAGAUACGUUACCAUCCACAAAAACUUUAUUUUUGUUCUAAUUUUCUGUGUGACUGUCUUCUUAGUUGAGGUAGCUGCUUCUCUUGCUGGGGUAUGGUUUCUUAAAAAGACAGCUUUGAAAGAAAAUGCAACACAACCAGAAAACAGUACCUCUGACAAACCUCCUGUGAUUGUCACUGACACUAGCGCCUACUACAUCAUUUAUAUCUACGUGGGAGUGGCAGAUACCCUGCUGGCCAUGGGAAUCUUCAGAGGUUUGCCCCUUGUGCAUACACUUAUAACAGUGUCUAAAACUCUUCAUCAAAAGAUGGUGCACGCAGUUCUUCAUGCUCCUAUGUCAACAUUCAACUCUUGGAAAGCAGGUGGUAUGCUUAACAGGUUCUCAAAAGAUACGGCAGUACUGGAUGACUUACUUCCACUUACAGUAUUUGACUUCAUUCAGUUAAUACUCAUUGUGAUUGGCGCUAUAACAGUAGUCUCAAUAUUACAACCCUACAUCUUCCUGGCAUCAGUGCCUGUGAUAGCAGCCUUUAUUGUGUUAAGGGCAUACUUCCUCCACACUUCUCAGCAGCUGAAACAACUGGAAUCUGAAGCUCGGAGUCCAAUAUUCACCCAUCUUGUUACAAGCUUAAAAGGGUUGUGGACACUGAGAGCUUUUGGGCGGCAGCCGUAUUUUGAGACCUUAUUUCACAAAGCCCUGAACCUACACACGGCAAACUGGUUCCUCUACUUGUCAACGCUGCGCUGGUUCCAGAUGAGGAUAGAAAUGAUUUUUGUUGUCUUUUUUGUUGCUGUGGCGUUCAUCUCCGUCAUAACUACAGGUGAUGGACCAGCUGGAGUUGGCAUUAUUCUUACUUUAGCUAUGAACAUCAUGGGAACCUUACAGUGGGCCGUAAACUCAAGCAUAGAUGUGGAUAGUUUGAUGCGGUCUGUCGGACGAAUAUUUAAAUUCAUUGACAUGCCAACAGAAGAGAUGAAAAACAUCAAGCCACAGAAGAAUAACCAGCUUUCAGAUGCCCUUGUAAUUAAAAACAGGCAUGCGAAGGAGGAGAAGAACUGGCCAUCUGGGGGCCAAAUGACUGUGAAGGACCUUACAGCCAAAUAUGGUGAAGGAGGAGCUGCUGUGUUAGAAAACAUUUCCUUUUCAAUAAGUUCAGGGCAGAGGGUGGGCCUUUUAGGAAGAACUGGUUCAGGAAAAAGCACUUUACUUUUUGCAUUUUUAAGACUGCUGAAUACAGAAGGGGAUAUCCAGAUUGAUGGAGUCUCCUGGAACAUGGUCAGUGUGCAGCAAUGGAGAAAGGCAUUUGGAGUGAUUCCUCAGAAAGUGUUCAUAUUUUCUGGAACUUUUCGGAUGAAUUUAGAUCCUUAUGGGCAGUGGAAUGAUGAAGAAAUAUGGAAAGUUGCAGAGGAGGUUGGGCUGAAGUCUGUAAUUGAGCAAUUUCCAGGCCAGCUUGAUUUUGUUCUUGUGGAUGGAGGCUGCGUCCUCAGUCACGGCCACAAACAGCUGAUGUGCCUUGCCCGGUCUGUUCUCAGCAAAGCUAAAAUCUUGCUGCUCGAUGAACCAAGCGCUCACCUGGACCCUGUAACUUCCCAAGUGAUUAGGAAGACUCUGAAGCAUGCGUUUGCCAACUGCACGGUGAUACUCUCUGAACACAGGCUGGAGGCGAUGCUGGAGUGCCAGCGAUUUUUGGUAAUUGAGGACAGUAAAUUGCGGCAGUAUGAAUCUAUUCAGAAGCUGCUGAAUGAAAAGAGCUCCUUCAGGCAAGCCAUCAGCCACGCCGAUCGCCUUAAGCUACUCCCGGUACACCACAGAAACUCCAGCAAACGCAAACCUAGACCCCAAAUCACUGCCUUGCAAGAGGAGACAGAGGAAGAAGUGCAGGAGACGAGGCUGUGA
This is a messenger RNA of Gavia stellata (red-throated loon), 4458 nucleotides long. It is a transcript of the gene CFTR, whose product is annotated as CF transmembrane conductance regulator. The record is from RefSeq and is a predicted model, not a curated record. Gene Ontology annotation, molecular function: chloride channel activity; ATP binding; ATP hydrolysis activity. The transcript has 27 exons. Lineage: Eukaryota; Metazoa; Chordata; Aves; Gaviiformes; Gaviidae. Gene Ontology annotation, cellular component: plasma membrane; apical plasma membrane; cytosol. Bases 1 to 4458 code for a protein of 1485 amino acids. Gene Ontology annotation, biological process: bicarbonate transport; chloride transmembrane transport.